UUGAAACUGGAAAUCAAAGCUGAGCUAGAAAACGUCACAGAUCUCGCCCCUUCUGGUGAUGAUUUCGAGUACUUUUUUAAAGUAGUCUGCAAUAGUUGUCACGAGGAGCACCCGAAGUACGUCACGUUGAAAAGAUUGGAAACACGAAAUAUCUCGAACAGUAGAGGCUCAGCUCACCUCGUUUGGCGUUGUGGUAAUUGUAAAAAGGAAAGCUCAGCCAGCUUUGUUGCUGAACCGUCAAAACCAUACUCCGCUGAAUCAAAUGGACAAUUUUCCACCCUAUUGAAGAUGGAGUGUCGUGGGUUAGAGUUCACAGAUUUUGCUCCAAAAGGGCAAUGGACAUGCCGGGGAGAGACUGGCACCAAGUUCUCCGAUGUUGAUCUUGAAGAUGAUGACUGGGUCGACUAUGACGAGAAGGCUAAAGUCGAUGUUCGUAUUUCAAACAUUGAAAGCCAAUGGACCAGGGCGUGA
Molecule: messenger RNA, 471 nt
Organism: Suillus plorans
Lineage: Eukaryota; Fungi; Basidiomycota; Agaricomycetes; Boletales; Suillaceae
Product: DUF866-domain-containing protein
Exons: 5
Molecular function (GO): zinc ion binding
Source: RefSeq, a predicted model, not a curated record